CUCACACCUUUUCAUGUGACAAGUUCACUAUUCUUUUCUUUCUUCUCAUAUACGGCCUGUGAUUUUCUUCAAUACUCUCUUUGGCCGCCCAAAACCUUAUAUAAAUAAAUACCUAUUUAUUGUAUCUGCAUAAUUUUUUCUUUCUUGUUUUCAAUUUCCUUAUCUUCUUGUUGCAUCUCUUUGGGAAAUAAGCCUCGUUGCGAUGAGAAAUUCAGUCUACAUUUUUGCAUCACUCAUGGUUGCUGUUGCUCUUCUCAUUCCAUCCCCCACAAUUGCUAGAGAAAGCCAAUGGCCUCACUCACAUCAGCACGGCCAUAAUAAUCAUGGGCAGCGGGAAUUAAAACCUGCACGGCCAAGAACAAACAACCCUAGCAGCAGCAACAUAGCAGAACCAAGUGAUUCUGAGGGAGAAAUGAUGGAGGAAAGAAAUGCACAUCCACUUCAAAUAGCUGGGUCGAGAUUGCCUGACUGCUCGCACGCUUGUGGAUCGUGUUCGCCUUGUAAAUUAGUGAUCGUCAGCUCAUUAUGUGCUGCACUUUCUCAGGCAGCAGAAACAUGCCCUGUCUCAUAUAGGUGCAUGUGCAAUAACAAGUCUUAUCCCGUUCCUUGAACAAUAUACACUAGCUUUUACCCUUUUUCCUUCUUUCUUUUUUUCUUAUAUAUAUAUAAGAGAAUGCAUUAUAUAUUUUUAGAUGCUUAGUGUUGUUAUUUAGGCGAUCUUGGCUUACUGUCUUUACGAACUUCUAAUUAACUUGUAAAUCUUGUUAGGAGUGCUCUCUCAUUUUUGUUUGUGUUUUACUGGAGGUUUAAUGGACUGAAUAUAUAACAAGAAAAUCA
Molecule: messenger RNA, 837 nt
Organism: Ricinus communis (castor bean)
Lineage: Eukaryota; Viridiplantae; Streptophyta; Magnoliopsida; Malpighiales; Euphorbiaceae
Product: protein EPIDERMAL PATTERNING FACTOR 1
Exons: 2
Coding region: 203-610 (135 amino acids)
Biological process (GO): stomatal complex development; guard cell differentiation
Source: RefSeq, a predicted model, not a curated record